AUGGAUUCAGUCAGCUCUGGCUCUCCAAAAGUCCAGCCGUUUUCGCUACUAGAACAAUUGGGGGGUUAUGAAGAUAUACCGUCCUACUGGGAGGACCUGGAAUUUAAUUAUGACGAGGAUAUAACACUUGGACAAAUCAUCCAGGCAGUCGUCAAAUGCUUGGAAAUGGAGUCAAAGGCACCUACCGAAGAAAUCGACGCAAUUAUUCUCGAUCAACUGCGAGCAAUCUUGACGUACGAGUCUGAAGAAUCACUAGAACUCCAAGCUAAGAAAAUCCAGUUGCUUCAGGCAGCCACAAAAGAUCACGCUUAUUACAACCAAAAACAAAUCAAGGUCAGGAUGAUCGAGAUGCGACUGCGGUGUGGAGGCUUGAUUGUGAAGGCUAUGUGCUACCGUCAUCCGAAGAUAGCAUUCCAGCCAUGCCCGGAUAACCAUGACAUCGGCGGGAGGUCUUUUCUUCCGUCCGCGUUUCAAUUAGCAGCGGAAUCAAGAUCUGAAUAUAUAUUACAAAUAAUACUUGACGAGCUCUUGGUAACUUUUGAGCACGACAAUAACGCCUAUUCCGAGUCUAAAUCGCCGGUGCAGCAACCACAGGAGAUCAUUCGCGAUGGCGAAACCGCAGAAAAGAACAUGGCGGAGGUUGUAGAGCUAUUGCUCAAUACCUUCGCCUCCUUACCACUUGACGUUUCAUCUAAGGUUAUGGAUAUCAUCAAGAUAAUGGUGGGAAGAAAUCCAAGUCUUCUCAAUGAGAAAACUUGGGAAAUCGCAGUCAAAACGCCAUCACCAGAGUUCGUUCGUCUUCUACUGGAGUCAAAUGAAUCAAAAUUUCUCACAGAAGCGCAUGCUUUAUUUGUCGUGGAAAAGGGAACUGCGCAGAUGUGGGAUAUGUUUCCAGAGAAGUCUCGCCGCGGUUUCAUUUCAAAGAAGAACUGCAAUUUCUUGCAUAUAGCCGUAUCACUGGGAAAAGUCGAUAUGGUGGAGGUACUCUUGAAGCUGGAGCCUACUCUAAUAGAAAUAAUAGCGGGAGAGGCGGGGCGUGAAUCGCAUGAAUAUCCUAUACAAUAUCUGAAGAAACUUGAAGAAAAUCCGAAAGUUGAUGAGGACGGCAAGGCGUAUAAAGCCAUUCGAGAUCUACUUGUUCACGCCAUGAUUCGAAGCCAAAAUUUUGGGCUUCAGAAAAUUCGAGAAAUACUGAAAGAUUCUAACGCCAAGGAUAUGUCAUUUCAAUUCCCGCAGUUCAAGUCAGAUGCGAAGAAUCAAAGCUGUACAGACUACGUUCAGAUGCUGAAAGUAAUGAAUGCCAAGUUUUUCCAGUAUGAGAAACUUCUGAAAUAUGCCGCCUUUCCUGAUCUGAGCGGCCAAGCGCCAUUUAUGGGCAAUGAAGACUUAAAGCAAGUUCACAGAGAAGUCAAAGACGUUUUCGACUGGUUGAAGGAACGAGGCGUUGAAGAGGUAAUGACCUUGACGGUAGAAGAUCGCUUACACUGUCCACAUAGUGACGAAGAUGUGGCGGCAUGUGUCAACAAUUUCCGUGUCAGAGUUCUCAAGUGGAGAAAGCUGGACAUAUACCUCAAAAAUAUCGACAAAGAUUCAAUAGAGGAACUGCAUCUCUAUUCCAGUGGCAAUCAAUCUGUUCACGAUCAGUGGUUAGUUCAAAUACCACAAUUUAAGCGGCUGAAACGACUAUACGUGUAUGUGGUAAAGGAUGUUCUUAGUCCGCUUAAGAUAGACAAAGUAAAAAAUCAGCUUCAAGAAGAUUUGAAUACGUUGCAUAGAAAACCCGGCUAUCCAUGGACAAUUCAUGAAGAAGAGGCGAGUAUUGACAAAGAUGGAGAUUCCGAAAGACAAGACAAGAUCCAAUCCAAUCUGCCUAAGACCCAACCGAGAAUUACAUCUGAGGCCCAAUCCAAGAUCACGCCUGAGAUCACGCUUGAGAUCAUGUCUGAGGUUCAACCUGGCAUUUUUACUAAGAUCUCGCCUGAUAUCCAACCUGAAAUCUCACCCGAGAUCUCACUUGAUAUCCAACCAGAUAUCUUAGCUGAGAUCCCGUCUGAGAUCCAAACUGGCAUUCUAACUAAGAUCUCGCCUGAUAUCCAACUAGAUACCUUAAAUAAGAUUCCGUCUGAGAUCCGACCUGGGAUUACAACCGAGAUUCAAUCUACGAUUACACCUGGAAUCCUAACUGAGAUCUUACCUAAAAUCCCAGCUGAGAUGGUUGAUAAAGUUGUUGCUAAGAUUCCAACUGAGCUCUUGAAUAGAAUCCUAGCUGAGAUACGAGCUGAGACGCUUCCGACCCAGCCUAAGACUCGAUACCAGAUCGAGGUUGUGCCAAUACAAUGGCUUCAGCUGCGAGAAAAUAUUAUAUACCGAAGCUUGGAUCAUAUUUCUUCGGAUCUUGUUGGCUCGCAUUUGGCAAGAUUUAUCCAAAACUUUUCUCAAUACCACUAUGAGAACAUAGGAACAAAGAAGACAAAAAUUGCACUGAUCGACAGUGGUGUUGUUGUCGUUGGAGGGUCGCACGGUGAGAACUACGAAAGGAAAGAAGGAAAAAGAGAGAAGGAAGAGAAGGAAGAGAAAGAAGGUAAGGAAGAGAGGAAAGUGGUGGAAGAGAGGGAAGAGAAUGAAGGGAGCGCAUCUGGCAGUGUCCUGGCACAGCGAAUUGUUGAAGGCAUCUCGCUUGUCAGCAGGGACAAUGAAGAACAACCAUGGUGGCAUGCUACUGAGCCACACGGCACCCAGAUGGCAACACUUAUUUGCUCUAUAAACCCUUUCUGCGAACUUUACGUUGUCAAAGUCGCCGAGUCAAACGCGUCUGGAAUAACGGGGCAUAACGUAGCCAAGGCUAUUGACUGGGCACGAACUAAAGGGGUAGACAUAAUAUCCCUCAGCCUCGUUACCUUCUCAGACCCGAAUAAGGACAUGGCCGCUGCUAUCCAAGCAGCCAAAAGAGAUGAUAUUGUCAUCACUUGCAGCACCGCAGAUGAGGGCAGCAUAGUUGCUCGCUCGGUGGGCGAGAAAAAAAACGACAGCGUCCUAUCAAUUGCCGCAUGUGAUAAAUGGGGUAACUUACUCCCUCAAAGUCAAAAAACGGGCUUCACAUACCAAUUCAUUGGUCAUAAUGUCCAUGUCGGCCAAGUACCCUAUUUAGAAUCUGCUGAAUCUAUUGAGGGGAGCUCGGUCUCAACCGCAGUCGCUGCAGGAAUGGCUUCACUUAUUCUGGCAUGUGCUCGGAUUUCAUCAAGCGUUAAGGUCAAUGAGGGAAAUGACAAAGGCGAUCGUACGAAAAAUUGGAGAUUUGACACGGUAAAAGGUAAGUUUGACGCAAUGUCAAAAGAUACUAAAGGCUGGGUUGUUUUGGAAAAUCUAUGUGGACCAGGGCGACUUGAAAAACCGUACGACUUUAAGAAGCUAGUAGAUGAAACUUUCACGAAUUAG
This is a messenger RNA of Trichoderma breve, 3435 nucleotides long. Its product is annotated as subtilase family domain-containing protein. NCBI's taxonomy places the organism in Eukaryota, Fungi, Ascomycota, Sordariomycetes, Hypocreales, Hypocreaceae. The record is from RefSeq and is a predicted model, not a curated record. The transcript has 6 exons. The coding region runs from base 1 to 3435 and encodes 1144 amino acids. Gene Ontology annotation, biological process: proteolysis. Gene Ontology annotation, molecular function: serine-type endopeptidase activity.